Osmerus eperlanus (European smelt) is the source of this 3524-nucleotide messenger RNA. RefSeq names its product eukaryotic translation initiation factor 3, subunit C (gene eif3c). Gene Ontology annotation, cellular component: eukaryotic translation initiation factor 3 complex. The record is from RefSeq and is a predicted model, not a curated record. Gene Ontology annotation, molecular function: translation initiation factor binding; translation initiation factor activity; RNA binding. Gene Ontology annotation, biological process: translational initiation. Bases 180 to 3194 code for a protein of 1004 amino acids. The transcript is spliced from 25 exons. Lineage: Eukaryota; Metazoa; Chordata; Actinopteri; Osmeriformes; Osmeridae.
UGUCUCGCGAUAGUUGGCAACAUUACGUCCUUUCUGACGCAAGUGCCGAAACAGACUGCCUCGCACGUUGCGACUUUCAGUCCACUAAACCGCAAAACUGGAUUAUAUAUCUUUCCAAAUAGAACAGACACGCUAUAGGACAAUUUUCACAAGGACAUAGAUUUGAGAAGACUUCCACAAUGUCUCGUUUCUUCGCCACUGGGUCCGACAGUGAGUCGGAAGAGUCCUCGUCAGCAGACGAGAUCACUCCUAAACCCACCGGGACUACCUUAACCAAGCAGUCUCUGUUGCUAAGUGACGAUGAGGAGGACACCAAGAGGGUGGUCCGCAGUGCCAAGGACAAGAGGUUUGAAGAACUGACCAACCUCAUCAAGACCAUCCGCAACGCCAUGAAGAUCAGAGACAUGGCAAAAUGUUUGGAGGAGUUUGAGCAGCUGUGUCGAGCGUUCCUCAAAAGCAAGACUAUAGUGGACAAGGAGGGGGUUCCCCCCUUCUACAUCCGUCUUCUGGCUGACCUGGAAGACUAUCUGAAUCAGCUUUGGGAGGAUAAAGAAGGCAAGAAGAAGAUGAACAAGAACAACGCCAAAGCUCUCAGCACCCUGAGGCAGAAGAUCCGCAAGUACAACAGAGACUACGAGACGGAGAUCGCCAGCUACAAGGAGAACCCAACAGAAUCAGCUGAUGAGGAAGAAGAGAAAGAAGCAGGUGAAUCAGGGUCGUCGUCAGGAAGUGAUGACGAAGGCGGCGAGGACGCCAAGAGCUUCCUGAAGAAGAAGCCGGCUCCAGUGGAGGCCCUGCCCGACGCCAGCAAGUUCCUCAAGUCAGCCAAGUCCGGGGACGAGGAGUCGUCCAGCAGUGAUGAUGAUGAAGACUGGGGCUCAGACGCAGUGGACAGUGGCAGCGAGAGCGGGGAUGAUGAUGAGAAGAGCGCCUCCCUGGCUGUGGUCUUCCUCAAGAAAGCCCAGGAAGGAGAGCGCCACACCAGUGAGAAGAAGAAGGAGGACAGGAAGGAGAGGCAUCGCCAGAAGAGGCUGCAGGAGGAGGCGGAGGAGGAGGGAGGAGAGGAGGGGGAGGGGGGCUGGGAGAAGGUGAAGGGAGGAGUUCCCCUUGUCAAGGAGAAGCCCAAGAUGUUUGCCAAGGGAACGGAGAUCAACACGACCGUGGUGGUGAAGAAGCUGAACGAGAUCCUGCAGGCCCGAGGCAAGAAGGGCACAGACAGAGCGGCCCAGAUCGAGCUGCUCCAUGCUCUGGCUGGCAUCUCUAAUGAGCACACCCUGGGGGAGGGCAUCCUGGUGAAGAUCAAGUUCAAUAUCAUCGCCUCCCUGUACGACUACAACCCCAACCUGGCCGCCUUCAUGAAGGCGGACAUGUGGAAGAAGUGUCUGGAGUGUAUCGAUGAGCUGCUGGACAUCCUGUUCAACAACAACAACAUCUUCAUUGGAGAGAACAUCGCUGAAGACAGCGAAAACCUGGGCAUCUCUGAGAACCAGCCCUUCAGAGUGCGGGGGUGUAUCCUGACCCUGGUGGAGAGGAUGGACGAGGAGUUCACCAAGAUCAUGCAGAACACAGACCCUCACUCACAAGAGUAUGUGGACAACCUGAAGGAUGAGAGUCAUGUGUGUGGCAUCCUGGACCGACUGCUGGGCUACCUGGAGACCAAGGGCUCCACAGAGGAGGUGUGCAGGGUGUACCUGCGCCGCAUCAUGCACACCUACUACAAGUUUGACUACAAGGCCCACUGCCGCAGCCUGGCCAUGCAGGCAGAGACCAAGUCUGAGCAGGACCAGGAGGAGAGCGAGGGUGAGGACAGCGCCCUGAUCAUGGACCGCCUCUGUAAGUUCAUCUACUCCAAGGACCGCACCGACCGCAUCCGCACCUGUGCCAUCCUGUGCCACAUCUACCACCACGCGCUGCACUCCCGCUGGUACCAGGCCAGAGACCUCAUGCUCAUGAGCCACCUGCAGGACAACAUCCAGCACGCAGACCCCCCCGUACAGAUCCUGUAUAACAGGACCAUGGUGCAGCUGGGGAUCUGUGCAUUCCGCCAGGGCAUGAUCAAGGAUGCCCACAACGCGUUGCUGGACAUCCAGUCCUCCGGCCGGGCCAAGGAGCUGCUGGGCCAGGGCCUGCUGAUGAGGAACAUGCAGGAGAGGAACGCAGAGCAGGAGAAGAUCGAGAAGAGGAGACAGGUCCCGUUCCACAUGCACAUCAACCUGGAGCUGCUGGAGUGUGUGUACCUGGUGUCUGCCAUGCUGCUGGAGAUCCCCUACAUGGCUGCUCACGAGUUUGAUGCCCGGCGCAGGAUGAUCAGCAAGCAGUUCCACCACCAGCUCAGGGUUGGGGAGAGGCAGCCCCUGCUGGGUCCCCCAGAGAGCAUGCGGGAGCACGUGGUGGCGGCCAGUAAGAGCAUGAAGAUGGGAGACUGGCGCACCUGCCACACCUUCAUCAUCAACGAGAAGAUGAACAGCAAGGUGUGGGACCUGUUCCCAGAGACGCAGCAUGUCCGCCAGAUGCUGGUCAGGAAAAUCCAGGAGGAGUCCUUGAGGACCUACCUUUUCACCUACAGCAGUGUGUAUGACUCCAUCAGUAUGGAGACUCUGUCUGAGAUGUUUGAGCUGGAGCUUCCCAUGGUGCACAGCAUCAUCAGCAAGAUGAUCAUCAACGAGGAGCUCAUGGCGUCCCUGGACCAGCCCACACAGACGGUGGUGAUGCACCGUACGGAGCCCACCUCCCUGCAGAACAUGGCCCUGCAGCUGGCCGAGAAGCUGGGCGGCCUGGUGGAGAACAACGAGCGUGUGUUCGACCUGAAGCAGGGCGUCUACGGAGGCUACUUCAACAGGGAUCAGAAGGGUGGUUACCAGCAGAAGCAGGGCUACCAGAGAGAACAGAGAGGGGGGUACCAGCAGAAGCAAGGUUACCAACGAGACCAGAGAGGAGGUUACCAGAAGCAAGGUUACCAACGAGACCAGAAGGAUGGUUACCAGCAGAAGCGGGGUGGUUACCAGGGCGGCGGUGGUGGCGGUUACCAGGGCGGCGGCGGUUAUCAGGGCGGCGGCGGUUACCAGGGCGGCGGAGGCGGUGGCGGUUACCAGGGCGGCGGCGGUGGUGGUUACCAAGGCGGCGGCGGUUACCAGGGUGGUUACCAGGGUGGUUACCAGCGAGGCUACAGGAACCAGAACCAGAGCUCAUACUGACCCGCCCCCCCACCUGGCCAGACUGCAUUCCACAUCACAUGACACGCUGCCUGUACUUCCUUUUUCCUGUGUGCGAGGCCGAGUCAUCACAGCUGUCCACAUCGUCACCACAUCUGCAGACUCUCCCUGGUGUGAUUGGACAGUUUUACCUCCAGUUUGUUGAGUGUGAAAGUAUUUUUGGAGUUGGAUUCAGUUUUCUGAUGAUGGACAGUUGUGGUGGUGGAUGAAGCAGUUUGCUGUGUGACAGGGUUUUUUUUCAAGUGAGGCUUCAGUGUCAAGUGAAUACUUGUCAAUGUAACCUAUAAAAUAAUAAACAUGAUUCAAUAUAAA